Molecule: messenger RNA, 1287 nt
Organism: Moneuplotes crassus
Lineage: Eukaryota; Ciliophora; Spirotrichea; Euplotida; Euplotidae
Source: the annotation of a GenBank genome assembly
AUGGAAUUGGAAGAGACUCAAGAGGAAACAAAGAAAAUUAAACUUGAGGAGGAAUAUUACAACAUUUUUAUUCUUACCUUGAAUUGAUUCGAGACCAAGCCUCAAGGAAAACUUGACUAUGAGGAACUCCUCAAAUCUAAAAAUCCUGCAGACUUGCAAGAUAUUGUGAUAGUAGGACUUCAAGAAAUCAUUUCAGCUGGAAUCAUGAAGAAAGUUUUUAGCAGUAAGGUAGACGCUAAAGAUAUUAUGGCGAUUGCGAUUGAAAUCCAAGAGGCCCUCAAAAAUAUCAAUAGUGGAUCGGAGUAUGUACUUGCAGCCUGAGAGUCUAAGUUCACAAUGGCAACGCUCUUUUUCUGCAGGAAGGAAAUAAAGGACAGCAUCGAAAAUAUCAAAACAAAAUGGGAAGAUAUAAGCAAGCCUUUCAUCUCAAUAAAAGGAUGCAACCUGGUUAGAUUUGACAUAAAAGAUUUUGGAUCACUUAUUUUUGUAAACUCUCACUUCCCUUCUGGAGAAGAGGAGAGUAACAAUAAGUACAGAACACAUGCUUUUGAAAGUAUUAAUAAGAUUGUCAUGAAGGAUACAAAGGAUAAGUACUUUUACAAAGAUCACGACAUUCAAUUCAUCUUUGGAGACCUCAACUUCAGAGUUGAUAUCCCAUUUGAUGACAUCAUUGAUGAAAUCAACAGCAAAGACCACGCUGAUCAGGUCCUGAUCGAAGAUAUGCUUAAGAAAGACCAGCUAAAUAUGUUCAAAGCUCAAGAUAGUGAAGCUGCAGAGCUUGAGGAAAUGAAAAUCAAUUUCCUGCCCACCUAUAAAAUCAAUAGGGAGAAAGGAAAUUAUGAGCUUGAGAAGUGCAGGAUGCCCUCUUGGUGAGAUCGUAUUCUAUGGCACCAAAAUAAAGAAACCAAAUAUAAAUUCAAAGUCAAAGGAAACUUUUACGAAAGCAGACUUGCAAAGGUAAAAUCUGAGGAUGAUGAGCAACUUUUUAAUUUCUCAGAUCACCAUCCUGUGAUUGCUGAGUUCAAAAUCACUAAGGAAGAGUGGGAGGAUGUGAAACUAUCAGAGCCUGAUAUCCAUAUUGUAAAAUCAGAAAAACCAAUUGAAAGUGGAAGACCUUCAGCCGGAAAGAAAUUAAUAAGGAAGGCCAAACCUGUAGAGAAAAAGGGAGCAAGUAUUGAAAAAUUCGAAGUAGAUGAAGAAUACAAACUUAGAGAUUUUGUUGAUGAAACAAAAGAUGGAAAGCAAGAACCCCCUGCUAGCAAAGCUUGGUGUUGUCUCUGGAGAUAG